Homalodisca vitripennis (glassy-winged sharpshooter) is the source of this 1190-nucleotide messenger RNA. RefSeq names its product coagulation factor XI-like. Bases 80 to 1066 code for a protein of 328 amino acids. NCBI's taxonomy places the organism in Eukaryota, Metazoa, Arthropoda, Insecta, Hemiptera, Cicadellidae. Gene Ontology annotation, biological process: proteolysis. The record is from RefSeq and is a predicted model, not a curated record. Gene Ontology annotation, molecular function: serine-type endopeptidase activity. The transcript has 6 exons.
GAAAUUUAAAACCAGCUGUUAUAAUUAGUGUCGUAAUGACAUAAAUUUCAAGUUUAGUGUUUUUAAUUCUUUAAAUUUAAUGUUUAACAUAAUUCAAAUACCUCACUUGAGUUACGUAUCAGGAGUAUGCCUUCGUAUACUCGCAGUGAUAGUUCUCUUGCAUGUUUGUCUUGAGACAUGUUGUUACGCUCAAGAAUCUGCUGGCCUCAAUAGUACCCGCGGGCACAUCACUGCCCACGAUAGAGCUCUGCAGAAGAACUUCUCCAGUCUGGUGAUGGUGACCUUAGCUCUGAAGGGAGGCACUCACCAGAUCUGCUCGGGAACCUUGAUAACUCCGAGCUGGGUGCUCACUGCCGGACACUGCUUGUUCUCCGACGGGAAACGUCUGCCCAACAUUCAGGUGCAUGCUGGUGUUGUGUCCUAUCAGGAAAUAGUCGAGAAGAACACGAAGAACUCACAGACACGUGUGGUUCGUAUAAACGCCACCUACCUACACCCUGAUUACAAGUGUUGUGAAUCACUGGUCAACGAUUUUGGUCUGCUUCAGAUAAAACCCAAGUUCAAUCUGACCGACACUGUUAGCACUACUAACCUGGCCGGCAAGCCACUGGGGAGUGAGAAAGACAUAUGUAUUUUAGCGGGCUAUGGGGCUCAGAAGGGUCAAAUGUUCGGCAAACUCAAGAUUCAUAAAAUUAGCUCCAAACGCUUAUCAACACAUAAGGAGUGUCCAUGUAAAUGGACGAAAAGGAAGAUAUGGAGUGUAUCAAGCCCUAAAAAAACAAAAGAUUAUCUCUGCCGAAUCAAUCAAGAAGAUGAUCAACCACUGGGAUAUGGUGAUUAUGGUGCGGCUAUUAUGAAAUCAAAACGAGUGUAUGGGGUCUUUAGCUCAAUACUACAUGAAUCCUUCCAUAAGUCAUGCAGUCUCAAGAUGUUCUCUCGUGAAGAAAUUUUAAUUCACUCCAAAACUGAAAAACUCACUACCGCUGUGUUCUCAGACACUUGUAGAUAUAAUAGAGAAUAUCUCAAGGAACCAAUAAUACACAAUAAAUUGGCUUGCUUCUACUGAUCAAGAUGAGAAAACUGUCAACACAAUUGAUUAGAAAGCCUUCAGCUCCAAAAUACAAUUGCAUAACAAUAUGUUUACUAGAUAGUUCCAAUAUACAAACAGCUAAUUUUUAUUACACCAAAAG